AAACCUCAAUGGAGCUCAAUGAGGAGGACCCAUUAGACGUCCCUGUCAACAAGAGAGACGGGCUCAAUACUCAACAAAGUGUCAGUGACUACGUAGAGGCCAAAUCCAGCACUAAUGAAAUCGAGGAUGUUGAAGUGAGAAUAACCAGAAUGUCCCAGGAGAUGGCGGAGGACUUUAAUAGUCACGCCAUUAUACAGAGCUUAGGCUCUAAAUGUAUGCUGCCUGAAAGCCGUCCUAAGAUUCAACAAUAUAGGAAUUCUAGAUGUGGAGCAACAGAACAAGGGAAGGUUUCCGGAAGUGGAAACAACAGAUCACUCAAGAAAAGGGGCAGGAAAAUCCCCAAAGACUCCCCGAUCUGGCAACUUCAAUCGAUGCAAUUCUAAAGGCUCUCUCAAAUGACAAUGUGCCGGAUAUUAUGUUUUCUUUUCAUGUUUUGUCUAAAUUUUUGAA
This is a messenger RNA of Saccostrea cuccullata (small rock oyster), 450 nucleotides long. RefSeq lists its product as uncharacterized. The record is from RefSeq and is a predicted model, not a curated record. The transcript has 4 exons. The coding region runs from base 9 to 383 and encodes 124 amino acids. NCBI's taxonomy places the organism in Eukaryota, Metazoa, Mollusca, Bivalvia, Ostreida, Ostreidae.